CCCCCAGAAGUGGGUGGGAGCGCUGCUGAAACACAAGUCUGUCUUAGGACGCACAAAGUUCGCGUUGCAGUUGGAGAACUUUUCUGCUUACUACAGUGCUUCUCUUGCAAUUAUCACCCGCCGUCAUCCUGCCCUUGUUUUUGCGUCAAACUCUGGGGGUCCACUGGGGCGACGCUUGAGUGUGGAAUGGCUGAACUGGUGCGGAUCCGUAAGAAGCGGCUGCAGAUCCCCAUCUCUAGGCUGAGGAGCAUUCUGAAGCAGCUGGAGGAGAAAGACAUCGACUUUGAGGACAUCAAAAAGAACCUGGAUUUAACGGCGUCGUUACUAGAGGCGGUUUAUCUCGAUGGAACAAGGCAGUGUCUGGACUCCGAGGACGACCUCCAGCAGCUGCAGUCAGACGGGGUCCCCUCAGAGGUCACCGACUGGCUGGCAGCCACCUUCACGCAGAGGAUGCGGCGGCCUGCGCGACGCUCAGAUGAGAAGCCCAAGUUCCGCAGCAUCGUGCAUGCGGUGCAGGCUGGGAUCUUUGUGGAGCGGAUGUUCAAGAGGGCCUACACGGCCGCCAUGCCGGACCAGCCCGCGGCCGUCCUCAACUCCCUCCGGGACGUCGACCGCUGGAACUUCGACGUGUUCGCGGUGAACUCGGCCAGCUCGGACCACGCCCUACGGACGCUGUUCUUCGAGCUCGUCGUCAGAUAUGAGCUCAACAGUCGCUUUAAGAUCCCCAUCUCGUGUCUGACGGCGUUCCUGUCUGCGCUGGAGAGGGGAUACUGCAAAUACAACAACCCCUACCACAACCUGGUUCAUGCUGCUGACGUGACACAGACACUGCACUGCCUGCUGCUGCGAUCUGGACUUGUGCACUGGCUGACGGAGCUUGAGGUGAUGGCGUCCCUGUUUGCUGCAGCCAUCCAUGACUAUGAACACACCGGAACCACCAACAACUUCCACAUCCACACGAAGUCGGAGUUCGCGCUGAUCUACAACGACCGGUCGGUGCAGGAGAGCCACCACCUGAGCGCGGCGUUUCAGCUGCUGCAGGACGAGCACAUGAACAUUUUCACCAACCUGACACGAGAAGAAUGGAUGGAGCUGCGCUCGCUGGUUAUAGAGAUGGUGCUGUCCACAGACAUGUCCUCGCACCUGCUCCAAGUCAAAGCCAUGAAGUCCUGCCUGGAACAACAGGAACGAAUAGAGAAGCCUAAAGCGCUGUCCCUGUUGCUGCACACGGCUGACAUAAGCCACCCGUCCAAGCCCUGGGCGCUGCACUCGCGCUGGACCCGGGCCCUGAUGGAGGAGUUCUUCAGGCAGGGCGACAGAGAGGCGGAGCUCGGCCUGCCCUUCUCUCCUCUGUGUGAUCGGAAAGGCACUCUGGUAGCCGAGUCCCAGAUCGGCUUUAUAGACUUUAUUGUGUAUCCAACUUUCUCUCUGCUGACGGACAUGGCUGAGAAGAUCGUUAUCCCCCUGGUGGAGGAAAAUCCAGGUCCGCCAGAUCCGUGCAACAGACACAGUAAUGUCUGGAAGGAGAGCUCCAGAGGCCUGCAGUGGAGCCUGGCUCACAUCACGGCUGAGCUGGUGAGCUUCCGCUCCACCUGGACCCGACACACUGAAGACAACAAGCUCAAGUGGAAGGAAAAUGGCUCCAACGGAUUUUCAGAUCCGACUGUGACGCAACAGCAGAUAUCCAGACAAGAGGAGCUGCCAGACGAACCCCCGCCAGGGCCCCUUACGAAUACGAACCAGUAGACGGAGCGUCGUUAUGAUGUGUGCUUGUUCAUGAAAUAUAUAGUUAACAAGGUUAACGUUGUGACUGAGAAAGCUGAGUCAGAAGGUUUAAAUCAUCUUCCCAAGGUAAGAUGCAGUGUAAUCACAGAACUACCCUAGUGUCUUACAUUAAGUGUAGUGUGCUAAGCUAAUUUAAAUGCACAGUGUACAUGCUGGCCAUGUUAUACAGUACAGUCUGUGUUAUUAAUUUAAUUUGCCUCCUCUAAACAACUACAACUGGGGAAUAUUUAACAUGUUUUCAGUUUAAAUUGUAAAUCAGCCAUUUAUUCAUGUACAGUAAUAAACUUUCUCAUUCA
This is a messenger RNA of Betta splendens (Siamese fighting fish), 2081 nucleotides long. Its product is annotated as dual specificity calcium/calmodulin-dependent 3',5'-cyclic nucleotide phosphodiesterase 1B-like. Gene Ontology annotation, molecular function: 3',5'-cyclic-nucleotide phosphodiesterase activity. The record is from RefSeq and is a predicted model, not a curated record. The transcript has 14 exons. Gene Ontology annotation, biological process: signal transduction. Bases 187 to 1746 code for a protein of 519 amino acids. Lineage: Eukaryota; Metazoa; Chordata; Actinopteri; Anabantiformes; Osphronemidae.